AUGGAUUACUCCACUGUGUCAAGUGAUUUAGAGCAACCUGGAGGCUCAUCACCAUGGGCCUCGACCUCGCCGAGAGUGGAUCGUUCAGCCUUCUCUCAACCUACCAGCGACAUUUCAUCCUCUCCUCUACCUGGCCAACAGCAAUCGCCCAACCCUCAAGGCAACGGCUCUCCUGUUGCUAGCAGAUUCCCUCAUGUCUCUACCAAUGUACCGACUACAUCAGCGGGUCUUACCUCGGCUGACGAUGAUACGGAAUCGCCUGACCUGUCCGAACAGCUGCAGAGCGCACAAUUGGGAGACCCCGACUACAUUGGUGAUCACGAACCCAAUCUCUACCAGCAGCAGCAGCGCGUACAACAGUCGCAACGUUAUGCUGCUCAGCCACAGCGCCAUGGUACCUCUCGGUAUCAAUCUGGUCCUAGACAGCAAAGGCCGAUACCUGCAUACAAGUUGCACGCAAAGAUCACAGCUCUUGAGCGGACGGGGAGGAAGGAUCCGGUUUUGAGGUUUGAUGUUCACACAAAUCUUCCCAAGUUUCGUACAACACAAUUCCGCGACGUCCGGCGUACUCAUUCGGAAUUUGUGAAACUCGCCCACCACCUCAUCUCUUCUAACCCGGAAGCCUUUGUUCCUGCUGUGCCUCCGAGCGUGACUUCUGCUGGUGCGGGGACCGAUGAAGAUGAAGCCAGAGUCAAAGCCUCGCUGCAACGAUGGCUUAAUUACGUCUGUAGCAAUGAUGUCCUCAUGCGCGAUGAGGAGAUGGUGUUCUUUGUCGAAUCAGAUUUUGGUUAUUCACCGGUAGUAAACAUGAAGCAGCCAGCUACCGGUGUCAGAAGGAAAGUUCUCAAGCAAUUCGCGCCACCGCCAGAUGAUACUCCCGAACUGCAUGAAGCAAGACCGGUGGUGAAAUUAUUCUAUCUGGGCACACUGGACGCGCAUCAGAAGUUGGAGAAGAUGGUCAAAGCUCGAAGAGGUCUGGGUCUUGCCGAAUCAUCAUUGGGUGAACGGCUUACGCAGAUGCAUGUCCAGGAAACCCAUCCAGGUCUAUCCACAGCAUACCGAAAACUGGGUCGUGUAAUUCAAACUUGCGGCGAUUUUCAUGCUGCACAAGGGACAGCGGAGGCUACCACAUUUGGUGAUCCUCUGAGCUACCACUCUCAGGACGCAUUUGUUGUCAAGGAAACGCUUACAAAUCGUCAUAUUUUGUUGAGAGAAUUACUACAAGCGGAGGGCGUACGGAAAAGUAAAGAAAGCGCUGUAACCCGGCUAAAAAGCAGUACAAGCGUUCGACGAGAUAAGGUCGAUGAGGCAAUCAAUAGCUUGGACGAAGCUGUAAGUCAGGAGAAUUAUCUUAAGGGGAAAACUCAACGUGUGACGGCAAAUCUUUUGCUGGAGAAACGAAGAUGGUUUGAACGGACAGCCAAAGAUCUCAAUUUGUCUAUCCGCGAAUUCGUACUUCGUGAGAUUGAGGCAGAAAGGAGAAUGCUCAGCACCCUAGAAAGUGUAAGGCCAGACAUUCGAGCAAUUGAUGCUUCUGGUGGACUCAGCCGCCUAGGGCGAGAGCACAACCCUGCUGCCAGAAGAGCGAGUUUGGCCAGCAGCCAAGGGGCGAAAGGUGACGCUUGGAGUGGUGUACCAAGAACACGCGAUUCGCUCAGCAGAAGUAUUAGCGGAAGCUUCGCAGGAGCUGCCUCCAUACCGGAAGAUGAGGAUGAAGACGAGGGCAGCGUAGAUGGUGAUUUUACGGAGCGUUCAAAGGCGCGGCCACGCAGCGGCACUGGUAGUGCUAGCAUAGGAGCAUUGAAGGAUGAUGACGAGGACAGAGUUGAUGCAAGGAAUGCUGCCAGUCGAUUGGCUCAAAGCACAUUUUGA
Endocarpon pusillum Z07020 is the source of this 1872-nucleotide messenger RNA. RefSeq lists its product as uncharacterized. Gene Ontology annotation, molecular function: phosphatidylinositol-3-phosphate binding. Lineage: Eukaryota; Fungi; Ascomycota; Eurotiomycetes; Verrucariales; Verrucariaceae. The record is from RefSeq and is a predicted model, not a curated record. Bases 1 to 1872 code for a protein of 623 amino acids. The transcript has 3 exons. Gene Ontology annotation, biological process: retrograde transport, endosome to Golgi; intracellular protein transport. Gene Ontology annotation, cellular component: retromer complex; endosome; retromer, tubulation complex.